Molecule: messenger RNA, 2863 nt
Organism: Cucurbita moschata (crookneck pumpkin)
Lineage: Eukaryota; Viridiplantae; Streptophyta; Magnoliopsida; Cucurbitales; Cucurbitaceae
Product: CDP-diacylglycerol--serine O-phosphatidyltransferase 1-like
Exons: 13
Coding region: 1218-2504 (428 amino acids)
Biological process (GO): phosphatidylserine biosynthetic process
Molecular function (GO): L-serine-phosphatidylethanolamine phosphatidyltransferase activity
Source: RefSeq, a predicted model, not a curated record
UCUUCUAACCUUUUUACUUCUUUCUAAUUACUCAUUCACUUCUCCUCCACUGCUUCUUUCUAUUCAUGUUGGAUUUGUAUGUACAUACUGAAUCAGUUUCCGGAUUCAUGAUUUGUUGGAUCCAUCGCUACAUGUUUACUUUAAUCUAUUUCAUCAUUAUGAUAUGCAUUACCCAACGUUGUGGGUUCUUUGGCUGUAGUUUUAAGUUUGUUUUUGAUCUUCAUUUCAUAUCUUUCACCACUUCUUCCUAAAUCACUUCAUAAGGCUAUGAAUAUCAUAGGCUUAAUUAAUGCAUUAUUAGCUUGCCCUUUGCAUAAACUAGUUUGACUUGAGAUUUGAGAAUCCCUUUUGGACUUUGAAGGAUAUACGCAUCCCAUUGGUAGGUGAGACAGGUAAGUUGUAGUGAUUGGAAGUUCAUUGCUAAACUAUUGUGAUUGGUGAUGAAUGUCACAAUCAGCUAAAGGGAAAUCUGUAGGGACCAUUCAUUUGGAUUAGAUUUCACAUGCUUCUAUGGAAUGUUUUUCUUAAUCAUACCAUCUAAUGCCCCUUUCUGCUCUCCUUUUUUGACUGAACCACGAUGUUCUCAUUCAUUUUCUGAUUCUGUAAUGAUUUAGAGUAUCAGAUUUUCAUUGCUAAGAACCUCUUUAAUCAUGUGAACCUCAUCACAGGAAUGUUUCCAUAUUUAUCAUCAUUUGUGGAUUCAUUUUAUUGAUCAAUAUGUGUUACUCUUUCACAUACUUCCCUUGGAACUUUUUUCUGCACUACUUUUGGCUUCUUUUCUUGUUAAAGGGCUAAAGAAUGGACUUACUUUCUAGAAUUAUGUUGAUUUUUAACACAAAUAUAAAUGUUUUAAACAAAUUAACGAAGUUGACCAGAAGUUUAACUCGAACUUUAACUCAAAGGUUUGAUAUGCAGAAAGGUAAAAGUUGAGUGACAUGUAGUUUUUCUGAAUAAUCUUGAACACAGAUGUCAUCUCUCUUAUUUUGGAGUUAUAUGGUUCGGAGUUGAAUGUUUGGAGCAGUGGAAUACUUUUUGAUGGUCCAACCAACUUUUGAUUUUUCUACUAAUAUAUUUGAUGAUUGAGGUAGACGUGCACAUUUUACCCAUUGUAUACUCUUAAACGUAUCGUCCUGCCAUUUAUAAGGAUGGUGUUUCUGUGUUCUAGCUAUAGUUCUACCUGGUGUUCCUAAAGUUAGCAAGCAGCGUCGUUUCAAAAAAUGGCUAUGGAACCUGAUGGACCGAAACGAGCAAGGAAAAGAAACCAUUUGGUUCAAGUAAAUGGUGACUAUAAUUCACUGAGUAUGAGUGAAGAUCUUGAUCCCUGGACUGCUUGGGCAUACAAGCCUCGUACUAUAUCCUUGUUACUUAUUGGUGCAUGCUUCCUUAUCUGGUCUAGUGGAGCCCUUGAUCCUCAAAACGCAGCACAUGAGGAUAGCGCUAAAUCGGUCAAAAGGGGUGUAUGGGCUAUGAUUUCAGUAUUUCUUGCCUAUUGUUUGCUGCAAGCCCCAUCAACGAUUUUGAUUAGGCCACAUCCAGCAAUUUGGCGUUUGGUACAUGGAAUGGCUGUCAUUUAUUUGAUAGCGCUUACCUUUUUGCUUUUUCAGAGUCGUGACGAUGCUCGACAGUUCAUGAAGUUUCUCCAUCCCGACCUUGGUAUUGAACUUCCUGAAAGAUCUUAUGGUGCUGAUUGUCGUCUUUAUUUACCUGAAAAUUCCAGAAGCAGGUUUAAGAAUGUUUAUGAGACACUUUUUGAUGAAUUUGUUCCAGCUCAUAUAAUUGGAUGGUGGGGGAAGGCUAUAAUGAUUCGUAACCAAGUUCUACUAUGGGUAUUGUCCAUCGGGUUUGAAAUGAUGGAGCUAACGUUUCGCCAUAUGUUGCCGAACUUCAAUGAAUGCUGGUGGGACAGUAUCGUUCUUGAUAUUUUGAUUUGUAACUGGUUUGGCAUCUGGGCGGGAAUGCGUACCGUUCGAUACUUCGAUGGUAAAACAUACAAGUGGGUCGGUCUCAGUCGUCAACCAAACAUUAUUGGAAAAGUGAAACGGACACUGGGACAAUUCACACCGGCGCAGUGGGACAAAGAUGAAUGGCACCCGUUGCUCGGUCCAUGGCGAUUCAUUCAAGUUAUAAGUCUUUGCAUCAUCUUUCUGACAGUCGAGCUCAAUACAUUCUUUUUGAAGUUUUGUCUUUGGGUACCUCCUAGGAAUCCUGUGAUCAUAUAUAGGCUAAUCUUGUGGUGGCUAAUAGCAAUCCCAACGAUUCGCGAGUACAAUUCGUAUCUUCAAGAUCGAAAGCCUGUGAAGAAAGUUGGUGCGUUUUGUUGGCUCUCACUUGCAAUUUGCAUCAUUGAACUCCUUAUUUGUAUAAAGUUUGGACAUGGUUUAUAUCCCAAUCCAAUGCCCCUUGGGCUGAUAAUCUUCUGGAGCUCUAUUGGGGCUGCACUCAUGCUACUCAUUCUAAUUUGGUCGUGGCAAUCACAUCGAAGUUUAGCGAGAAAGAAGCAAUGAUCUCUCAGCAGCUGUGGUAGACUAUUCUUUAGUUUCUUCCUGUCAUAAGGGGGAUUCCCAUGUAAAUAUUUUACCCAGCCCACAUUGAUUGUACAUGAUUUUCCUCUUAGAAAGGGAACUAGUUUCCCAGAUGAGCAAUCUUUUUCGUUUUGGAAAUCGAGUUUCCGAGUGGAAAAUUUCCUAUUCUUUUUCUCUAGAUAGAAGUAAGGGUAGAUUUGAUUUAGUUUUUGGGUUUUCAUUUUGCUUGUUAAGUUGAUGAUUGAUAUGUUUUUGUGAUUAUUUUUUCUUUUGGGUUCUCUCCAUACUCGGACAUCUCCAUUGAUAUUUGUAGUUACAGAACAUGAAACUUCCAAAGCACA